GGCGCUCAGGGCCUCAAGCCACUGCUGCGGAGUACUGCAUCCUCUAAGCAGAUACUAGUACUAACUAGUAAGCAAUGGCCCCCACCGUGAUGGCCUCGUCGGCCACCUCCGUCGCUCCAUUCCAGGGGCUCAAGUCCACCGCUGGACUCCCCGUCAGCCGCCGCUCCAGCAGCUCUGGCUUCGGCAACGUCAGCAACGGCGGAAGGAUCAAGUGCAUGCAGGUGUGGCCGAUUGAGGGCAUAAAGAAGUUCGAGACCCUGUCCUACCUGCCCCCUCUGACAACGGAGGACCUCUUGAAGCAGAUCGAGUACCUCAUCCGGUCCAAGUGGAUCCCUUGCCUCGAGUUCAGCAAGGUCGGGUUCGUCUACCGUGAGAACAACAGGUCCCCAGGGUACUACGACGGCCGCUACUGGACCAUGUGGAAGCUGCCCAUGUUCGGCUGCACCGACGCUACCCAGGUGCUUAAGGAGCUCGAGGAGACCAAGAAGGCCUACCCGGACGCUUUCGUCCGCAUCAUCGGCUUCGACAACGUUAGGCAGGUGCAAUGCAUCAGCUUCAUCGCCUACAAACCACCGGGUUGCGAGGAGUCCGGCGGUGCCUGAGGAUGUUGGGCAGUCAGCUCACUCGUGAGCGACCGUGAAGUGUCUAUUCGGUUUUGGCAAACUUUGACGCUUGUUUCGAGUCCUUUUGUUUCUUUCUUCGUCAUAUGACUGUGUAUGUACGUAUGUACAUGUAUCAACGUAGGCUGAGGAGCAUGCAUAUGUGAAUGCUAGCGCCGGCUACACAUAUACACAUACACAUCGUAAUGUAUUGUACAAUUCCUCCAUUACCUCUUGCUGUAUAAUUAUCUCCAUGUAUGUAUUAAUAAUAUCCAGUAUACUCCUGCAAAUUUGAUGCUUUCA
Molecule: messenger RNA, 902 nt
Organism: Phragmites australis (common reed)
Lineage: Eukaryota; Viridiplantae; Streptophyta; Magnoliopsida; Poales; Poaceae
Product: ribulose bisphosphate carboxylase small subunit, chloroplastic 2-like
Exons: 2
Coding region: 75-602 (175 amino acids)
Source: RefSeq, a predicted model, not a curated record